Messenger RNA from Prorocentrum cordatum, 9862 nucleotides. Lineage: Eukaryota; Dinophyceae; Prorocentrales; Prorocentraceae. The record is from the annotation of a GenBank genome assembly.
AUGGGCAAGGGGCCCAGGUCUUCUGCUUCGGGCCGAGCUUCGGGGAAGGCCGCCAACAGCGUCGGCGUCGGUGGCAAAAAGAAGAGGAUGACCUGGCAAGAGGAGAUCGCAGCUGCUCCACCAAAGCUCUGCGGAUCUUGCGAGCAGAUGGCGGGGGAGAUCGACAAGCACGGUGAUGGGGAGAUCAGAGUUAAGUGGCAUCGUGCAGAGAGGAGCCGCACGUCGGGGGAGGUCUACUUGACGGGCGAUGAGUGCUACCACUGCUGGGACACUCGGAGGCGGUACUUCGAGGAUGACGUCAAGACCCUCAACAAGAAGAGGCAGGAUAACAGCUCCCUCGACGCUCGCUACAGCUGCUCGCGGAAAGAUAGGGUGUUGAAACUUGGGGAGUACAAGCACGAGGAGAAGAAGACUGCUGACGCCUGGAUCACCGAGAUCGAGGCUGAGUUCUGCGAGGCUUUCGAGGAGGGCGCCUUCUACACUCUCCAGCGCUUCUGCAAGUCGCAGAAGAUCCAGCACACCGAGGACGACAGUGAUGACACCUUGAUCAGGAAGAUCCGCAGGGUGUGGCCCAACAUGGGGAUCAAGAAGGACAGCAGGCUGAAUGCGAUAGGCUGUUGGUACGUCAACGACCCCAAUCCGAACCAGGGCAACUACAAGUUCCGCAGAGGCGCCAAGCAAGAUAUGCAGACAGUCAAGCGUACGAGGUGCGCCGACGAUGAGAUGCUCGGUGAGGAGUGCAGCGAGGCGAAGACGAAGAAGGGGAAGCUGGUCGGCCUGGGGGAGAAAGUUGCCGUCGCACAGCGGCGUGACUCAGGCGAAUGCGAUGUCGCCGUCUUGAGCGACGGCGCUGGCAAGCAGAAGGCGACCCCGCAGGGGGCUGCGAUCAGGAGGCACGCCAAACUCAUGGCGAAGGUGAAGGAGAACCACACCGAGGAGCUGGAGUGGAGCAAGCGGCCGAAGACCAGGGUUCACGACUCCGUCAUCAACUCCUUGGCCAAGUCAGCCCGCGAGCUGGCCAGGUUCACUGGCGACAAGGACUGCUCGUCAUUGUCAGAGCAGGCUGGCAGGACAAUUUCAUUGCUGGGUCAGCGGCUCUCACUGUUCGAGGAGAUCAAGAACUCGACCGCCGCGAUCGCCCAGAGGACGACGACGAGCGCAGAGCACCAGGUCAUGCUCGGUUGCGCGGUGCGGCUGCGGGCGCAGAUCGUCCAGCAGGCGUCUUUUUCGCUUGCGGGUACCCACCCACCGCUGAUGCUGCAGCCGGCCGCCUGCCCUCGAAUCGAGAUGCCCGAUCAGGACUCAAACCCGCACACGUGGCCUCGCAUCGACAAGUUGUGCCUCGGGCUGUUGCUGGAGAACGUUCCUUCAGGGGAGGAGCUCGCCGCGGCUGCAUCGUUGGCAGUGCGAACUCAGACGGCCAUCGUGAGCGACAUGAUCGAGCGGAUUGUCCUCGAGAGCCCGUCGGAGCAGAAGUCCUUGGAGAUGAUUGCCGAGAUCAAGGCCGCCCUGGGCGAGGACUUCACCCCUUUCGACUUUGAUGUGACAGGAACUGGCGAUGCUGAGCCCGAGCCCCACGCCAAGUGCGGCCUCUUCGAGCAAUCCUACGUGGACAUCUCCGUGCUCAUCGUUAUCGGCGACGCCAUCGUCUGCAUGAGCGCAGGGGCUACUGUCGCUGGCGAGCUGCGCAAGCAAGCCAAGAAGAUGCUGUCUGUCGUGUCAUCAAUUUCGACUCGCGUCCGCAACCUUGCCUUAGCUACAGUGAAGGGGGGCAUCAACAACAACAUUUUCAAACGUGGAUGGGCGCAGCUAUCCGAGAUGUUCCCGAAUGAUACAGGCUUGGACUCGUCGCAGGACGCCGCGGACGCAGCCGCCAAGUUCAAGACAGUCAUGGUUCAGAAGGUUGAAGAGGCGGCGGCGGCCGUAGGGGACUCGGCGGACAUCGCGUACAACGUUGUGGUGGACUUGUGUGGCGAUUACGAAGUGGCCAUCACUGAGAAAUUCUGUUCCUUGUGCAUCGUCAAUGCCGACCCCAGCGACUUCGAUGAGCUAGCGUACUCCGACUACCAGUCGAUGGCAACCAAGGUCGUCAAGUUCCUGUGCACCACUUUGAUGGGCCAGUUCACCGUAGAGGAUCUCCAGGGUAAGCUGUCAUCUGCGAUGCACGCCGAGGCUUCGGAGGACAUGUUGCAUGAUGUCUAUUGGGUCGGGCACAUCUUCGAACAUCUGCUCAACUUUGCACCGAAGUGGACCCGCCUCCACGUUGCCAAGGAGAAGGUCCUUAUGGCGAACGCUGCAAUGGAGCUGGUGGACACCUGCAAGAUCGACGCUUCUUGUGCGACGGGGCUCCGCGAGUGGACCGCACUCUACGGGCUGGACCAGCAGUUGCUGGUGACGUUGCAGGGCGCCGCCGACGGCGCGCCCAACGAGCUCUUCGAGGCAGAGUUCGUGGAUUUCCUUCGGUGCUUGACGGACGCCUGGUCUACCGUGCAGGUUGCAACCCCUCUUGCAUCGUUCGUUCAGCGCGUGGUGCACUCAGCCCACCUCUCAGACACCUUCCUCUCCGUCGCAGAGGAGUUCGACGCAAAGCUGCCCGAUGACGUCAAGCUGACCCUGACCUCGGCUCGCUCCAUGAAGGCUUUGGAGAGGGCUUUCAACUCAAGCAGGGAUGGGAGGCCGUGCGGCCUCAUCGAGCUGACGGGCAUCCUCACCGACUGCACCGCAUGCACCAAUGCGGUCCGUGACAUCGGGACCUUCGCGAAGCAGGAGAAAGACAUGGUGAGGCUUUGGAAGGUCUUGCUGCGCGACGCCGUCACGCCCGACAUGGCCGCCGAGGUGAAGGAUUUUCUGAGCAAGUACGGUGUCGACACCUUGGCGCCAGCCUUGGACUCGUGGACUUUCACUAAAGAGCUUGCCUUCAUCACCGAUGACAAGGCUGAUGUGCAGUGGGAUGCGAAGAUCAAGCGCCUGGGGAAAUGCAUCAACGCAUCGCCGACCAAUGAGCGCAUCAUUGAGUUCCUGGGCGCUAACAUGACAGCGCUUCACUGGGCUUCAGAUGCUGAGAAGGAUGAGAUCCGCUCCUUGACCAAGGGCGCAGCGCAUCGCACGGCUGAGUGUGUACAGGUAGGCGUGGCCGUGUCUUGCCUCGCGCUGGCCAACUGCAUAUGCGCCGCGCCUGAGAGCUCUCGCCAGCGCGCCCUUGACAUGUCAGUGCAAAUGAUUUUCAAACGCUUUGCUACCAAGCUCGAGGCCCUCCCGAAGAGCCUGCAGACCAAAGUCUCAGACACGCUCGGUGGUCAGGUCUCGGCGGGGCCCUCCAAAGGGACGCACAAGUACACAGACCCAGACACGAUGGCGUCGCAGAACCAAAAUCAGGACAAGAGUGGGCAGGGCUGCUCGGACUGCGCGCCAGUGGUGCAUUGCGAUUGCCCUCCCGUGGAGCCAACCAGCUUCAAGGAGGUGAUCCACGAGCGCACGCCGGCGCUGGAGCAGGCGGGUCUGCUCGCCGGGGUCCUGGCCACAGGCGUCCUCAUCGGGGUGCAGUUCGAGCGCCUCGCGCCAGGCAGUGGCGCUGGGCGGUGCGCCAGGCGGAGGCCAGCUGCCCAGGCUGGCUCGAAGGCGACGCAGCAGCUCGGCGAGCCCACGCCGGCGGUGGAGGCGCUCGACCUCGCGGGGGAGUUCUUCGCCAUGCGGUACAACGUCGGCGGGCCUGAGCUCUGGCACGCGCGAUGCUUCUUCGGCACUCCGCUCACUUACCUCGUGGGCGUGGGCGUCAUGACCCCGGACCGCGAUGAGUAUGAGGAGGAGCUGCUGCGCGGUGGGGAUGUGCUCGACUGGGUCAGGCUUCCCGGCCCCGACUCGGUUGUGGCGCAGGCUGGUCCGCACGCCGCCUACCACAGGUUCCGCGUGCUGCCGACGGUCGCCGAGCUCACCCUGGCGUUGUCCAUCCGCUGGUGGGCGGGGCACCCGCGGCAGGCGCACCCGCAGGGGAAGUUGCUGCUGCGGUUGUCCCGGCUGCCGCGGGGGGGGGUCCAGCGGCUGGCGCUCCUGGCGUUGCUGCUGGUGGCGCUGCGGGCCCCCCGUGGGCAGGCGGCCCCGCCGGCGAUGCUGCGCCAGCCGCUGCACCUCCGCCCGCCCCCUUGCUCGCGGCUGGCGCCCCUGGAGGGGUCGCCGCUGCGGGCGGGGGUGUCCCCGCCCCUGGAGGGGGCCUCGCUCGCCUCGCCGCUGUCCUCGGUCCUGCGCCCGAACCCGCUGUCCCUCCCGGUCAGGCCGCGGAGGCAGGAGGCCCUGUCGCGCCGGCCGCCGCGGCGGCGUUCGGAGCCCCUCCACCUCUUCCUGCCGCGGCCGCUGCGCCUCCCCCGGCCAUCGGUGCUCGUGGCGACGCUCGGCACGGACCUUGUACGUGGCAACUUUUGUAUCGUGCCCGCACUCUCUGAGUGGAUCGCCAGUGAGCUUUCGAAGGAAUACUCUGUGAUGAAGGAGCGCCGGAAGGCACGCGGGGAGCGCGUCCUGGCGGUCCCAAAGAAGGGCCCCAAGGGCAACAAAGAGCAGGAGCAGGGGCGAUGCUUCCCCGGCCAGCUGCGUCUCCGGCUGGCCAGCCUGCACGAGCUGAAAUUAAUUGCUAAGAGGCGUCUGCCCAGUGUCCUGCUCGGCAUCGGGACAUCUUUCCGCUCCCUGCUCCUGGCGCUGGCUCUGGCGCCCGCGUUAAGGGAGCCCUCGACGCUGGGUCAGGACGGACUGCCAGCUGUGUCUCUCCAGCGCGCGUCGGACACUGCGGGCGCUGGGUACGUCGAUAAUUUCAUGGUUCUUGGCUCGGAUCGAGCCGCAGUUCAGGGUGGCCUGGACAAAGUAUGCCGCCGACUGGAGCCGCUGGGGCUUUCAGUGCAUGAGUUGAGCCCUGCCAGCCGUGAUGUGUCGUUCGUCGGUCUCGAGUUCACCAGCGGAUCUACGGUGUCGGUGAAGGCCAAAAACCUGUGGCGUCUUCGGUACGGUAUCGAGGCCUUGUUCAGGCGCGGGGUGUGCAGCGGCUCGGCUCUGCAGGUAAUCAUGGGGCACAUCACCUGGAUUGCGUUUUUUCGGAGAGAGGUGCUGGCAUUUUUCAGCGCUUCUUAUAAGUAUAUGCAGUCUGUGGGCGAGACCCCGCAGAAGCUGUGGCGGACGCCUCUGGUGGCGCCCACGACUCUCGGCAUGGCGCCGAAGGCCGCUCGCGGGAGGCGGGCGCGGACGAAGGCUCGACCCACGUCGCGGGCCGGCCUGCUCAAGGGGCAGCGCGCGUCGUCAGCGACCCGCCUGGCGAAGCAGCGGCAGGCGCGCGGCAACCUCAGCCUGCCGGAGCGCCUGGCCGUCAAGCCGGGCACCGAGCGCCUGUACCUGGGCGCAGCCGCCGCGUUCGCCAGCUUCUGCCAGAGCAUCGGGGCGGACUGGAGCUCGCCGCAGGAGCUGGGCACCCUCCUGGUCUCGUACUUCAACGCGGAGUUCCUGGAGGGGUCGAGCGUCGAGGAGGCCUCGAAGCUGCUGGCGAGCCUGUCGCACUUCCCCCCGGAGCUCUACAAGGCGACGGCCGAGAAGCUCCCCACCCUUGCCCUGGCGGGCUGCCUUCGCCACUUGGGCCACCCGCGCAUGUGCCUCUGGGCGGCGCUCACGUUCAUCGCCUACCUGCGGCCUCUCGAGACGUUCCAGCUGCGCGGCACGCACUUGGCGGCGCCGAAGAUCGCGGCCGGCCGCCAGUGCAGCUCGCGGGGGCUGCUCCUUCACGACGCGUCGGUCGGAGACCCGGGCAAGACGGGCAUGUUCGACGCAGUUGUCCUGCUCGACCGCUGCGACUGGCUGCUGCCCUCGCUGGAGGCCCUCAAGGCCCAGUCGCAUCCCGACGGCAGCCUCUGGGACUUCUCGCCCGCGGAGCUGCAGCGCCUCUUCGCGUCGCUGGUGCAGGUCCUCGGCCUCGACCCGCUGUCGCCUCACCUCUACUCGCUGAGGCACGGCAAGACCACGCGCCUCAUCCUGGAGAUGGCGAAGCUGCCCGAGGACGUAUUUGUGCUGGGACGAGCCGUGGAGGCGAACUUCAGCAACGUGAUGUCCGAGGGCUUCGCGGGUCCGCUGUCGGCGGUGCGGUUGCCCUCGCGCCUCGCCGCUGCUUUGGGCCCAGGCAGCGCCAUCCGCCGCGGCCUGCCGGCGAUUUCUCCGAGGGCGAAGUCCGCAGGUAUCUACAGCGCUGCUUCAGGGCCAGCGCCACUCCACAAGCCCAUUCGUAGCAGCGACAUGCCCUUCGGAGUGCCAGACCUCUCGGAGGCAGAAAAGGAGCGCAUCAGGAUUGGCAAUGCCUCGUUCAUGUUCAGUGUCGUGUUGAUCAAGAUGUGUAUUUCCCUCAACGUGCCUGUCUUCCUUGAGAAUCCCAGGGCCGCUAUCAUGUGGUGGACCCCGCAGAUGAAGGAUCUCAUGCUUAGCUCUGUUUUCUUUGACGCCUGCUCAGACUUCUGCCAGUAUGCGUGGCCUCGGGGCGGCCUGGCCGUGCGCGCGGUUGCUGUGCCCGGCCGCGCGCAGCGGCGGGGCCAGGCCGCAGGGGCGUCGUCGGGCGCCGCUGCGGCGCGCGUCGGGGCGACGCCCGUGGCUCCGCACCCCGUGUCCGGGGCUGCGGAGGCAGCUGCGCGUGCAGUGCCGUCAGGCCCGCCCCGCGCCGCGGUUUUUCGCGCGCCCGCGCCCGCCAUGCCUCUGCGGGCCGGCGCCCUCGCCGCCGCGGCGCCCUCGCCACCGCGCGCCGCCGCGCCCCGCCGCGGCCUGCGCGCCGCCGCGCCCCCGGCAGCCCCCGAGGCGGAGGUGCCCCCCGCCGCCUCCUGGGCCUCGCCUGUGCCGGCGGAGCCGCCGGCGCCCUGGCGGCGCGCCGCCGCGCGCGGGCCGCGGCGGGGCGCCGCGGCGCGCAGGGCGCUGCGGGGCGCCGCGGGCGCGAGGUCCUGGAAGGUCUCGGUGGAGGUCCCCGACCUCCCCGCGCUGCCCGACCUCGCGGCGCUUCAGGCCGCGGCCAGCGCCCUGGCGAGCGGUCUGUCCAGCACCGCGGCGCAGGCCGCCGCCGAGGCCGCCGAGGGUGCGCGGGCGGGCGCCGCCGCCGCGCCCUCGGCGGCGGUGCCGCCGGAGCUGCUGGCCGCUGUGGCGUUGCCGCCGGAUCUUGCCGCUGCGGCCGCGGGGCUGCUGGAGGCGCUGCCCGAGUGGGCUGCGCUGGAGCCCGUGCUGGCGCCGGCGGGCGCCGGGGCGCUGCUCGUGUUUCUGCUGACGCUGAGGCGCGGCGAUCAGCCCUACACCGAGCAGUUGCCCCUCCGCUACGACGGCCCGUGGAUCGAGGCGUAUUGGCAGAGGCGGCCGCUGCGCCUGUGGCAGCGCUUUGCCGACGUGGGCGCCAAGUGCGGCGCCUUCAGCCUCGCCAUCGAGCUCGACAAGCUCCUCGACAGGGUGGAGGAGAUGGAGCCGCAGCGCGCCGUGGAGGCGCGGGACCUGAUCACAGACCUCGGGCCUGCGUUCGUGAAGAUCGUCCAGGUGUGGGCUUCCAGGCCUGACGUCUUGCCAGAGGCGUACAACAGGGAGCUCGAGAAGCUGCUCGAGCGCGUCCGCCCCUUCGACAAGGAGGAGGCGAUGCUGACACUGCGGCGCAACUUUCCUGGCGAGGGAUCGGUGGAGGCCAUGUUCGAUGACAUGGGCGUCUUCGAGAAGCCCGUCGCGUCCGCGUCCAUCGGGCAGGUCUACAAGGCGACCAUGGACGGGCGCGAGGUGGCGGUGAAGGUGCAGCGGCCAGACGUGCGGGAGCAGGUGACCCUCGACCUAUAUGUCAUCCGCCGCCUCGCGGCGCUCGGAUCGCUGCUGCCCAUCGAGCGCUUCUCCCGCCAGUUUUCCAGCCUCUUCGACCUGAUAGACCGCGUGGCGCCGCCCUUCAUCGAGGAACUGGACUACGAGUUCGAGGCCAACAGCCAGCGCCGCUUCGCGGAGCUCAUCUACGGCUGCGAGCUGGUGGCGGACUCGGUGGCCGUGCCAGAGGUGGUCGCCGCGAAGCGCGAGGUGUUGGUUCAGGAGUGGCUGCCUGGCAAGAAGCUCACCGAGCCGGGGGCCGCCUCGGACCAGGCCUCGCAGGUGGUGAAGGUCCUGCUGAACGCUUACAUGGUGCAGUUUCUCGAGACCGGCCUCCUCCACGGAGAUCCCCACCCGGGCAACUUUGUGUUGAUGCCCAGUGGCAAGAUUGGCAUCCUGGACUACGGCCUCGUCACACACGUCGCGCCCAACAUACGCGUGUCCUUCAUCGAAUACAUCAUGCAUGUGCAGGCCAAGAUGUAUGACGAGUGCCUGAUCGAUCUGAUCAACCUUGGCUUUCUCCCCGAGGGACUGAAGGACGACAAGGAGGCGCGCGAGGUGAUCGUUCCCGGCCUGGCCAGCACGCUCACCAUCCUGUUCGAGCAGAGCGACCUGCGCAAGCAGAGGGAGAAGUUUGUGGCGCAGCGGGAGAACCUGGCGUCCGAGGGGAAGCUGGAGAAGCUGCAGGAGGAGCUGCGGGCGAUCGCGAGGAAGUACGGCAGCUUCCGCCUGCCCGGCUACACGACCCUCAUCAUCAGGGCCCUGGCGACCCUCGAGGGCGUGGGCAUGUCGGUGAACAACAAUUUCUCGCUGAAUUCGGAGCUCUUCCCGUACAUCGCCCGCAGGCUCCUCACGGACGACAGCCUGCGCAUCCGCGAGGCGCUGCGCGCGUACCUCUACAGGGGCCGGAAGCGCAUAGACCUCAAGCGCGUGGACGACCUCGCCAGCGGGUUCCGCUCCUUCACCAACCUCAUGAAGGGCAGCGCCGAGGUGCGGGCGAACGUCGGCGGCGCGCCCGCACCGCAGCAGCCGCAGCAGCUGCACGGCCUGCCCGCCGGCGCCCGGCCCGCCCCGCUGCCCGAGCCCGCCAGCCUGCGGAGCCUGCCGCCGCCGGCGGCCGCCGCUGGCGGCGAGGGCGCCGCCGCCGGCGAGGAGGGCGCCGGGGUGGAGAUGGCGGCCAAGGACAUUGCCGUGGUGCUCUUCUCGCCGCAGGGCAACUACCUGCAGGACGUGCUGAUCGACGAGGGCGUGGCCGCGGUCGACGCGCUCUCGCGCGCGGCCCUCGUGCAGCUCCUCGGCGCCCUGGGCCCCUUGGCCUUCCCGGUGUCGGCGCCGCUGGCGCUGCUGCUGGGCGUCGGCGACGCCCGGGGCCGCCUGCUGACUCGCGAGGACAAGGAGGCCCUGCUGCUGAUCCGGCGGCUCUCGCAGUACGCCCAGGCGGCCGCGCAGCCCGAGGGCCCGCUGGAGCCGGCGGGGCCGGGGCGCUUCGGCGAGCUGGCGCGCGCCGCGCAGGCGCUGCGGCAGCUGCAGCCCCUGGCCUCGGGGCUGCUGCCCGCCCUCGGGGAGGGCGCGGCCUCCUUCGCCCAGCGCUUCGUCCGGAAGCUGGCCAGCCGCAUCGUGGAGCGCCUCGCCGAGGGCAUCGAGGUCUCCGCCGGUCUCGGCCCGCUCCCCGGCGCGGUGCCCGCCGCGCGGGCGGAGGUGGCGGCCUAGCAGCGCCCUGGGCGCGCCGCGGGUGCCGGCGGCCGCGCGACGCGCGGUCGCACGAGGUUUUCGAGGGUUUUUCAGGAGUCUUCGAGGGUUUUCGGGAGGCGGAUGGCGGAGGGCGGAAGGACGCGGUGUGCAGCGAUGUCGAAGACAGAGGCCAUGGGCCAUGGGCGAGUCGCACUGACCACGGCCAUGGUCGCGCUGACGUGUCGUGCCAGAAGCAGCGCAGUCGUGUUCAGAGAGCGCGUGCGCGGCCGAACGGCGGGUGCGGAGGAUUUUCGGAAGCCGCGCUCGCAGAGCGCAGCGCUUCCCGCUCUCGGAAAGAGGC